Molecule: messenger RNA, 1461 nt
Organism: Priceomyces carsonii
Lineage: Eukaryota; Fungi; Ascomycota; Pichiomycetes; Serinales; Debaryomycetaceae
Product: U2 snRNP complex subunit
Exons: 1
Coding region: 1-1461 (486 amino acids)
Cellular component (GO): nucleus
Source: RefSeq, a predicted model, not a curated record
AUGGGAGCUGAAAAGAGGUCCAAAAACUCCAUCAGACGUCAGAAAAGCAAGCUUAGGAAGUUACAGAAUCUGAAAGAUAAAGUAGACAAUAGAGAUAAAGCUGAUGCAACCAACUUGAGUAACAAGACUAAGACUACGAAAAAACCAGUGUUUAACAAUUCUAUCAAACAAAAUAAUGUUGAGUUCGAAGAUGAUGACCUUGUAGCUGAAUAUCAAUCUGUUUUCCUAAAGUUCCAAAGAACGGAUAAUGAUAGGAUAGAGAGUAACACUUCGUCUAAUAGUGUUAGCGAUCUGAAGGAAGAAAAUGAAAGGUGGCGUGAAGUUAGUUCCGAGGAUGAUACAAGCGAUGAAAGUAGUGACGAAAGUGUUAAGUUAUCUAGACGACAGCAGAGAAUUCGAAACAAGGUGCCAGUAUCUCUUUUGAAGGCUUCUACUUCUCGACCUGGAGUUGUCGAAAUGAGUGAUAUUGAUGCACUGGACCCUUUUCUCUUGGUCACAAUAAAGUCGAUGCCAAAUGUAGUACAGGUUCCAAAUCAUUGGUCUUCUAAAAGAGAGUAUUUAUCUUCAAGGAAAGGUGUGGAGAGACCUCCUUUCGAAUUACCAAAGUAUAUCCAAGAUACAGGUAUUCAGGAUAUGAGAGGAACUGAUGAUAGAUCUUUAAAACAGCUGCAAAGAGAUAGAGUGCAGCCAAAAAUGGGUAAGCUUGACAUAGAUUAUGAAAAACUUAAUGACGCAUUCUUCAAGUUCCAAACUAAGCCCAGAUUAUUUGCAUUUGGUGAUGUUUACAGCGAGGGAAGGGAAGUAUCUGACGAGUAUAUAGAUGAAAUCGCAAAACUAAAACCAGGGAUGGUUUCAAGUAGACUCAGAAGCGCUUUAGGUCUUCCUGAAGCUGACUUCAGUAUACCUCCACCAUGGCUUGCCGUAUUCAGAGAAAUUGGGCGACCACCUGCUUAUGAUUCUCUCACGAUCCCUGGCUUAGAUAUCCCAUAUAAUAAUGAUGGUUACAAAUCUCUGACAGGAGGGCAAAAGAACAUCGAAGUUGAUAUAUCGACACAUUGGGGUAAACCCCAAGCUUAUUUGGAAAGUUCUGAUGAGAGUGAGAGCGAGAGUGAGAGUGAGAGAGAGCAUGAAAAUGUUGAUGAAUCAAAUCUAAAUUUAACUAGUAACGAAACAGGAAACGAGUCUCAAAAUUAUCGAGAGGAAGAACCUCAAAAAGUUGAACUAAGCGAGUUGAUGAGUCAUUCGAAACCUUUGGGUGCAACCCUUUCUACUGGCGCUGAAAAUGAAACUGGCUCGUUAUACACUGUCCUCGAAGAGACACUGGCGAAACCAAAUAAUAGUAUACUAAGCAAUGAGCAUGCCUAUGAUAUUCAGAAUGUGGAAGUUGAAGAGAUAAAAUCACAAAUUGGAGGUUCGCCCAGAAGUGCAACACAUCCUCAUGAAAAAAGUUUCAAGUUUUAG